UAGCAACACCAUCACUAUCUCGAGUCCCCGCCAUCACGAGUCUCAUGUCCAGCCUCACGUUCGUCUUCGGCCCUGAAUCAAUUGCAUCUCUGCUGUGCACGCGAACUGCGCGCAAACGACGCGGCGAAAGCCCGGUCCCUUCGAGCCUGCCGUUCCGCUACCAAUGAUGACCAACAGGCAACAUGGAUGGGGAUUGGGACGAGGUCGCCCGCAUACCGUUUCCGCCGCCGGGGAUUCGCGCCUUGCCGACACCCGUAACGUGUCUAGCAUUUGAUAUUACCCAGGAAUUGUUAUGGACGGGAAAUGAAUAUGGUAGAGUUACUUCUUUCUACGGUGCUAAGCUUCAGCAAUACACGUCCUUCAAAGCCCAUAGCUCGCAAGAUGGCGGCGUCCUCCAGAUCCUAUUCAAUGACAAGGGUGUCAUUGCUCUCGGCGCACGCAGCGUGCAUAUGCGAAACAGACGGGGGAUACCAAUAUGGUCUAUUAGACACGAUGAUAUGAAAGAAUCCCGGUGCAUGAGUUUCACUUCUAAGGGGACGAGCGAAAUUCUAGUCGCCGGUGAACAGGACAAGAUGCUGGUAAUCGAUACUGUUAAGGGGGAGGUGACGAAGCAAAUAUCGACGGAACACAGAUAUAAAAUCAUGCGCAGGAGUAGUCGCAAUAUCUGUGCUGCAACACCUGGCGGCUCGAUACACAUAAUCGACUCCAUCAAUUUCCAGGUUCUCAAGAUCUGGAACGCUCAUACUGCUGCUAUCAACGACAUGGAUGCCCAGCACGAUUUCAUUGUCACGUGCGGCUACUCUCUUAGACAACAGGGCAACUAUAUGCCUGAUCCCUUCGUCAACGUCUUCGAUCUGAAAAACAUGGUCUCCAUGUCUCCCAUCCCUUUUCCAGCCGGUGCUGCUUAUGCGCGCAUGCAUCCCCGCAUGUCUACCACGAGCAUCGUCAUGUCCCAGAUUGGCCAGAUGCAUGUUGUUGACCUGAUGAAUCCCAACACUAGUAAUGUACGUCAAGCUAACAGCCUGUCAUAUUUUUCCAUGAUCGAAAUUGCACCAUCGGGCGAAGCUGUGGCGCUAGCUGAUGGCGAUUGCUCUAUACACCUUUGGGGAUCUCCUAGUAAGAUUCAUUUUACCGAGUUUGGUCGGCCCGUGGAAAUGGCUGAUACACCAUCUGCCGUACCGAGGAUAGAAUUUGACGCGUAUGACAAGCCGUUAAGCUCUGUCGGUAUGCCGUACUAUAGAGAAGCACUCCUAUCGGCAUGGCCGGGCAACAUGGUUACUGAAGUUGGGCUUCCACCUGUGAAGAUUGAUCCGCAGGUUCUAGCCACUCUUCAGGAGAGGGAAUGGGGAUAUUAUGGAAAGAACACCCGUCCACUUCGGCGCAACCAGGUGGAGGACGUACGCAGUAGCGAGAGCCCCCAGAAGACGUUGAAGCAUCCAAAGUUCCUGAGUGAAAGGGCCCGUGAGCUCGCUAAGUCACCCGCUGGCACACCUGCCCCUGAAGAAGUGAUCCCGGACAUCCCGCUCAUCGUGCAUGAUAGUAAGCUCGAGAGCCAUAAAAUCGAAGUACCUGAACUGUACCAGCAUGUGGAAAUCAAGUACAGCAAAUUUGGUAUUGAUGAUUUCGACUUUGGGUACUUUAAUAAGUCACAGUAUUCUGGACUUCAGAAUCAUAUCGUUAAUGCCUACGCAAACCCGUUGCUACAAAUCAUGCAUUACACUCCAUUAAUACGGAAUAUUGCGCUCCAGCAUGCGGCAACGGCAUGUGUCGAUUCGAAGUGUCUACUUUGCGAGCUGGGCUUUCUUUUUGACAUGCUCGAUAAAGCUGAAGGAGAAGCCUGCCAGGCAUCCAAUUUUACCAAGACCUUGAGUUAUCAUCCGGAGUCUCGAAACCUAGGGUUGCUGGAAGAAGAACCGCACGGCACCCACCGCACCUUCGUAUUACAGCAGUUGGCUAGGUUCUUGCUGCAGCAAAUGUCAAAUAAUUUCAGCACCAUGGUCGAAAAGAACCACCAGAGUUUCGGUGCUGAUCCGCAGUCGCCCAGCGCAUUCGAAGAGCUAUUCCGGACUUCCGCAGUUAAUACCAUAAGAUGUAUAAAUUGCAGAAAUGAGACUACGAAACCAGAUAACACCAUGGUCAAUGAGCUGAUAUAUCCACAAAAUGUGGGUAAAGCUGGUUCUUUCUCCGCGUCCAGCGAGAGGGUAGCUAACACGAAGAAGAAACCUGGCCAGAGAAACACACGUGUUAGGGGCACGGCAUUCUCACAGGUCUUGAAAUUGAGCGUGGAAAGAGAAACAACAAACAAGGGCUGGUGUAACAUCUGCCACCGUUAUCAAACAUUGGCGACAAGAAAGAUCAUCCAUGAGAUACCUAGUGUGCUGAUGCUCACUGCUGCUAUUCAUACAGCUGAACAUCGCCAUCUCUGGGCCACGCCCGGCUGGCUGCCGGAGGAGAUUGGCAUCAUUGUUGACAAUGGAAACUUUUUUUGUUAUGAGGGGGAGGACUUGAAGUUACACCUACAACGCGGCAUUCAUAACAUUACAGUUUACUCUCUCACAGGUCUCGCCGUGAACAUCGAUGGUGGGAAACAGCAACAAUCUCACCUUGUGGCUAUGGCGAAUGUCGCACAUUCGGCACCAACGGCGCCAAAUAAGAGUCAGUGGUACCUUUUCAACGACUUUCAUGUUAAACCUAUUCCGACCAAGGAAGCACUGGCUUUCAAUACGUCGUGGAAGACACCCUCUGUUAUCAUAUAUCAGGUGAAGGCAGCCAACAACCAACUUGACUCUAGUUGGAAACAGAAUCUCGAUGCUAGGCUUUUAUAUAUCGAUCUGUUAGGUGAUCGGGGGGAUAAAACAUAUCGGACACUCAGCCGUGAGGACGAACCCGCUAGGCCUGAUACAAUUGUUGCCAUAGACACCGAAUUUGUCAAGAUUGCGCAGCCAGAAGUGGAGGUACACUCAGAUGGCAACUCCAAAAUCAUCCGGCCAACAGUUCACGCUCUCGCGAGAACAUCAAUCAUUCGUGGGAAUGGCAUGGAUGAAGGCGUGCCAUUCAUAGAUGACUACAUCGAAAUUAAUGAAAAGGUAGUAGAUUAUCUAACAUCAUACUCCGGUAUCACACCUGAAGACCUAGACAAGGACAUUGCCGCGGAGCGGGGGCAUAACUUGGUGCCACUAAAAUUUGCAUACAAGAAGAUCUGGAUCCUUCUCAAUCUCGGCUGCAAGUUCCUCGGGCACGGCCUCAAGCAGGACUUCCGCGUCAUCAACAUCCACGUGCCCAAGGCCCAAGUCAUCGACACGAGCGACCUCUUCUACAUCAAGGAGCGGCUACGCAAGCUUAGUUUGCAGUUCCUCGCGUACACGAUCCUGAAAGAAGACAUCCAACUACACACGCACGAUUCAAUCGAGGAUGCGCGCACAGCACUCCGUCUAUACCGCAAGUACCAAGAAUACGCCGAGGCUGGCAUUCUUGAGACCAUGCUUCAGGAGAUAUACGCGAAAGGGUUGGCGUCAAAUUUCAAACCGCCUACGAAGACGGGCACGGGCACGGGUGCUAGCAUUCCUAUUCGUACUGAUACGCCGCCCGUCAAUGAUGGUGCCCGCGGUGCGACUCCUGGCGCUUCGACUAGUGGCGGGAGUGGAACUGGGACGGCGCCUUCGACGCCGUCUAAGAAAUCGGGGAUUGGAAUUACGCCUAUUUCUACGCCGCUUAGGGAGUCUAGUUCAGGGUGAUUGAUGUUGGUUCCUUUCUGAUAGUCUGGUAGCUAGCUACUUAACUAGUCUUCAUUCUCCUCUCCUUCUCUUUCCUGUAGGGGGGUAGGGACUGGUUAAGCAAGGGCAAGAAAAGGAAAGGAAAGGGCAGGAAUGAAAAGAACAGUGUAGAAGCGAGCUAGAGUAGCGAGGUAGAAAAUAGAUAAGAUAGAUGGCAUUCGUUCUAUCGAGAUGAACGAGAUGGUAAUCAGGUGGUUGGGGGUUGUGGUAAUAGAUUGGAGUAAACAAAUGAAAAAGAAAAGAUACAAGAAGAAACAAAUAAAUAAAAUUAUAGAAUUCAAUAUCAGAUUAACGAAUUAAGUAAUAAAAAA
Molecule: messenger RNA, 4084 nt
Organism: Xylaria bambusicola
Lineage: Eukaryota; Fungi; Ascomycota; Sordariomycetes; Xylariales; Xylariaceae
Product: PAB-dependent poly(A)-specific ribonuclease subunit PAN2
Exons: 11
Coding region: 183-3734 (1183 amino acids)
Biological process (GO): mRNA processing; nuclear-transcribed mRNA poly(A) tail shortening
Cellular component (GO): PAN complex; P-body
Molecular function (GO): poly(A)-specific ribonuclease activity; protein binding; nucleic acid binding
Source: RefSeq, a predicted model, not a curated record